AUGGCCGCUCUAAGGACUCUAAUGUUUCUUGCUUUGACAGGGGCUUCCAGCAGUCAGUUUUCAGACUGCUCAUACUACGAUCUACUGAAUCAUCUGAACUUGACUUCAUCAAAUACACUUCUAGAAGUCAUGCGACCCGUAAAGAACUGGACCGAGCCCACACUGGUCAAGUUGGACAUGUUGGUGUACGGCAUUUUAGGUUUGGAUGAAAAGUCUCAAACGGUCACGAGUCACAUCUGGAUGUCAAAGUACUGGACGAAUGAUUUCCUAACGUGGAAUUCUUCUGACUUCUGUGGGAUAGACGAGCUGUUUAUUCCCAAAUCGAUGCUUUGGAUCCCGGCUGUCAUCAUCGAAGAAGAUGCCUCUGACAGCGGCUUUAUCGCUGAAGAUCCGUGGGCCGUCUUGCAUCCCAACGGUUUGAUAGUCACAUUUGCUCGCCAGCUACUGACUUUCACCUGCCAAUUUAAUCUCUUCAAGUUCCCCUUCGAUGUACAAAAGUGCAACAUUACAUUUUUAUCCAUGGGCGCUGACGUGAAAUCUUUGUUACUCGACUCAGCCCAGAAUGAUUCGGCCCUGACGGAACUGUCAGAGCAGUACAUGAUCACCCAGGGAGAAUGGAACCUGAAGGAAAUAAAAAUUGUCAGCACAAAUUUCACCAAUGAGCACACAUGCCAUAGCGCACUUGUAUUCAUGGUUACACUUGAGAGGAGGCCUUUGCUUUAUGUGAUCAAUUUCAUCCUCCCGCUGGUGUAUUUACUGGUGCUGGACUUGGGUACCUUUUUUAUUCCUGAGUCCGGAGGUGAAAAGUUAAACUUCAAAGUGACAGUGCUGCUGUCCAUCUCCCUUUUACUGCUGAUUCUUAAAGACAUUUUGCCCUCUACCGAAGUCAAUCUGCCCAUAAUUGCCAAGCUCUGUGUUUCAGUGUUCACCUUGGUGUGGCUCGGUGUUCUUGAGACCAUGCUGGUGAGCUUUUUAAUUCAUCUGGAUGAUGUUUAUGGGAAAAAGACAGAACGCUCCGCUGAUGCUGAUGUUAACAUCAAGCUGGAAGUUCACAAAGCUGUUGAAGAGAACGGGCACUUCAAAUCAGAAAAGAAUCCUCCUCGUGACGCUGAUCUCCUGAAAUCCAUCCUGGAUGAAUUGAAAUCGGCUCAGCAGAAGACUGGAAGUCAGGAAAAGGAAACAACGCAGCCUGGAUUUUUCAGAAAACUGGCUAAAAUAAUUGACAUUUUGUCCUUCAUUUUAUACUUUUUAACUGUCUUCAUUUUUGUGACAUAUAUUUUUAUAGUCUGGGUUUAA
Nematolebias whitei (Rio pearlfish) is the source of this 1296-nucleotide messenger RNA. RefSeq names its product 5-hydroxytryptamine receptor 3A-like. The coding region runs from base 1 to 1296 and encodes 431 amino acids. The record is from RefSeq and is a predicted model, not a curated record. NCBI's taxonomy places the organism in Eukaryota, Metazoa, Chordata, Actinopteri, Cyprinodontiformes, Rivulidae. Gene Ontology annotation, biological process: regulation of membrane potential; nervous system process; monoatomic ion transmembrane transport. Gene Ontology annotation, cellular component: synapse; membrane; neuron projection. Gene Ontology annotation, molecular function: neurotransmitter receptor activity; extracellular ligand-gated monoatomic ion channel activity; transmembrane signaling receptor activity. The transcript has 9 exons.